Elephantulus edwardii (Cape elephant shrew) is the source of this 2229-nucleotide messenger RNA. It is a transcript of the gene SLC2A10, whose product is annotated as solute carrier family 2 (facilitated glucose transporter), member 10. Gene Ontology annotation, molecular function: transmembrane transporter activity. Gene Ontology annotation, biological process: transmembrane transport. Lineage: Eukaryota; Metazoa; Chordata; Mammalia; Macroscelidea; Macroscelididae. The transcript has 7 exons. The coding region runs from base 1 to 2229 and encodes 742 amino acids. The record is from RefSeq and is a predicted model, not a curated record. Gene Ontology annotation, cellular component: membrane.
AUGACUGCGUCGCCGCUCGGGGCCGCCCCUCGGCUGGCCUCGGCCUUCCCCGUGGCUCCGCCCCCACGCUUCCGCCGGUGGACGCGCUCGGCGUCCCAGGCUUUCGGGUCUUUCCGGAAGUCUUCGGUGCCCUGUUCCCGAUCUGCUGCUCGUGACUGCUCCUCCCAUCGCUUCGGCUAUUUCCGGACUCCCUCGGCUCGCCUCGGCCUCCCCUGUGGCUCCGCCCCCACACUUCCGCCGGCGGACGCGCUCGGCGUCCUAGGCUUUCGGGUCUUUCCGGAAGUUUUCGGCUCCUCCCACCCUUUCGGCUAUUUUCGUAAACCCUCUUGGGCUCUGCCCGGAGGUCCAGGGGCGGGCGAGGGGAGCCAGGGGCCUGGCAGGAGCCUAGGCUGGGCGGGUCGGGGGAAAGCCGGGGGUCCUGGAGGUCCGAGGGAGCCCGGGAGGCCACGGGGGAGCCGGAGGUCCGGAGGGAGCCGGGGGUCCUGGGAAAUCCGGGGGUCCUGGGAAAUCCGGGGGCCCUGGGAGAUCCGGGGAGAGCCCGGGGUCCCGCAGGCGCCGGGGGCGGGCUGGGCGCCCGGGGUCCCGCCUCCAGGCAGCGGCCGGGGCGGCCGACGUUGCCCUCCACCUGUGGUGCCCCUGUGUGCCUCCGUGUCUUUGCUGGGUGGCCUGACCUUUGGCUACGAACUGGCUGUCAUAUCAGGUGCCCUCCUACCUCUGCAGCUUGACUUUGGCCUGAGCUGCUUGGAGCAGGAACUCUUGGUGGGUAGUCUGCUGCUGGGAGCCCUCCUUGCUUCCCUGGUGGGGGGCUUCCUUAUAGACCGCCAUGGCAGGAAACAGGUCAUCCUCGGGAGCAACGUGGUGCUGCUGGCGGGCAGCGUGAGCCUGGGCUUGGCUGGCUCUCUGGCCUGGCUGGUCCUUGGCCGCUCGCUGACGGGCUUUGCCAUCUCGCUCUCCUCCAUGGCCUGCUUAAUCUAUGUGUCCGAGCUGGUGGGGCCACGGCACCGGGGAGUGCUGGUGUCCCUCUACGAGGCAGGCAUCACUCUGGGCAUCCUGCUUUCCUACGCGGUCAACUAUGCGCUGGCCCGUGCCCCGUGGGGAUGGAGGCACAUGUUUGGCUGGACCGGGGCACCAGCUCUGCUACAAUCCCUCAGCCUUCUCUUCCUCCCCGUGGGCACGCCUGAGGCUGUGGCCCAUAAGGACCUCAUCCCACUCCAGGGAGGGGAAGUCACCAAGCUGGGCCUGGACAGGCCGCGCUACUCCUUCUUGGACCUCUUCAGGGCUCGGGACAACAUGCGAGCCCGGACCAUGGUGGGGCUGGGGCUGGUUCUCUUCCAGCAGCUAACAGGGCAGCCCAACGUGCUGUGUUAUGCCUCCACCAUCUUCCUCUCCGUCGGCUUCCGUGGGGGGUCCUCGGCCGUCCUGGCCUCCGUGUGGCUCGGGGCUGUGAAGGUGGCGGCAACUCUGACCGCCAUGGGGCUGGUGGACCGAGCAGGCCGCAGGGCGCUGCUGCUCACGGGCUGUGCCCUCAUGGCCCUGUCGGUCAGCGGCAUAGGCCUGGUCUGCUUCGUCAUGCCCAUGGACUCGGGCCCGAGCUGCCUGCCCAUGCCCAAUGCCACCAGACUGCCUGGUAGCCCUGGAGACUCCAACCUACAGAUGGCUUCCGCUCCACCUCCAUUGCCAAGAACAGACCUAAGGGAACCAGUCUUGUCAGCCUCUGUGAAAGCCAAACCCCCUCGCAGAGCUGGAGACCCGAUGGCCGCCCCCCUGCUGACCCUGAGUGCUCCCUCCCCGGAGCCCCCUUUGCCUGCCCCUGGACUCGCUCUGCUGCACUGGACCGCCCUGAUCUGCCUGAUGGUCUUCGUGAGCGCCUUCUCCUUCGGGUUUGGGCCAGUGACGUGGGUUAUCCUCAGCGAGAUCUACCCCAUGGAGAUUCGAGGGAGGGCUUUCGCCUUCUGCAACAGCUUCAACUGGGCCGUCAACCUCCUCAUCAGCCUGUUCUUCCUUGAUCUUAUCAAUGCCAUUGGCUUGUCCUUGACCUUCCUGCUCUACGGACUGACCGCUGUCCUUGGCAUGGGCUUCAUCUAUUUAUUCGUCCCUGAAACAAAAGGCCAGACGUUGGCAGAGAUAGAUCAGCAGUUCCAGAGGACGCGGUUCACCCUAGGCUUUGGCCGAGGACAGAGCUCAGCUGCCGUCCAGUACAGCCCCAUCAGGGUCUCCACAGCCUCUUGA